Anguilla rostrata (American eel) is the source of this 7462-nucleotide messenger RNA. RefSeq names its product synaptopodin-2-like. The record is from RefSeq and is a predicted model, not a curated record. Gene Ontology annotation, cellular component: nucleus; Z disc; actin cytoskeleton. The transcript is spliced from 5 exons. Gene Ontology annotation, biological process: positive regulation of actin filament bundle assembly. The coding region runs from base 117 to 4184 and encodes 1355 amino acids. Gene Ontology annotation, molecular function: actin binding. NCBI's taxonomy places the organism in Eukaryota, Metazoa, Chordata, Actinopteri, Anguilliformes, Anguillidae.
UGGUGAUGCGAUCCCAACAAACCGAGCCGCGAGCGCUCGCGCUGCUCUUGUCUGGGAAAACCGCAGAUCCCACUCCGGAGUGACUUAAUGACAGCGCUGCUGGCUGGCGACCGCCGAUGAGGUCCACCAGCAUGGGUACCGGGGAUUACCUCUGCAUUACGGUGCGCGGUGGCGCGCCCUGGGGCUUCGGUCUGAGGCAGGGCGAUGAGUUACACCAUCCUCUGCUCGUCUGCCAGGUGGACACUAGGGGGCGCGGUGCCCUGGCGGGACUGCGCGAGGGGGACGAGGUGGUGUCCCUGAACGGGGAGCCCUGCGCUGACCUCACCCUCCCGGAGAGCAUCGACCUCAUGGAGUCCUCCGACAGCCUGCAGCUGCUCGUCAAACGGUGCGGUGUUCCCCAGCUCCUUUCCCCGGACUCAGAGAGGGAAGGUUUCGGGGAGGCUGAGCCCGAUGGGGAGGGCCUGGAGAGCACCACGCUGGAGGUCUGGUCCGCUGGAGGGUCCCGGGCCCGUGAGGGGGGGCUGGAGGCCUGCGAGUCGUCCCAGGACGAGGCGUACUACGGGGAGACGGAGAGCGACGGCGAGCCGCGGGCUGCCCGCUCCGCGCUGGAGACUUCCUGUGCCCGCUCAGCGCUGGAGACUUCCUGUGCCCGCUCCACACUGGAGACUUCCUGCGCCCGCUCCACGCUGGAGACUUCCUGUGCUCGCUCAGCGCUGGAGACUUCCUGUGCCCGCUCCACGCUGGAGACUUCCUGUGCCCGCUCCACGCUGGAGACUUCCUGUGCCCGCUCAGCGCUGGAGACUUCCUGCGCCCGCUCAGCGCUGGAGACUUCCUGUGCCCGCUCCACGCUGGAGACUUCCUGUGCCCGCUCCGCGCUGGAGACUUCCUGUGCCCGCUCAGCGCUGGAGACUUCCUGUGCCCGCUCCACGCUGGAGACUUCCUGUGCCCGCUCCGCGCUGGAGACUUCCUGUGCCCGCUCAGCGCUGGAGACUUCCUGCGGCGGCGUAACGGCGGGAACGGUGGUCGAGCUGCGGGUCUCUGUCUCUGAGCGCGGCCGCGAUGGCGGUGGCGGCGGCGGUGGCAGUGGAACGGUCGCGGUAGUGUCCGCGCGGAGGGAGGGCAGUCCGGACCUGGACUCUGGGGGCUCGAAAGCCGAGCUCCUCGCUGGGGAGCCCCCAAAACAGCGAGGUGACCUGGUGACCCCCUCUUCCUGCUCUGUGGGUCAGGUGGAGCUGACCCUCCAGCACCCUGGCAAAGGCUGGGCAGGGGAGGAGCAGGAGAAAGAGGAGGAGGAGGAAGAGGAGGAGGAGGAGGAGAGGGGGCGUGUCCUGAGUGAUCCUCCGGAGGAGGGAGGCUCCAGUGCCUGCGUCUCCUUCAGAAUCUCGGCAGAGGGGGCCGAGUCGCUGGAGGAGCGGGACUCGGAGAGCGAGAGGGACCUCGGCAGACCCAGCAAGCACCGGGCGCGGCACGCGAGGCUCAGGCGCAGUGAGAGCCAAUCAGAGAAGCAGGUGAAGGAGGCCAAGUCCAAAUGUAAGCGCAUUGCUCUGCUUCUGACUGCUGCCCCGAACCCCACCAACAAAGGGGUGUUGAUGUUCAAGAGGCGCCGACAGAGGGCCAAGAAGUACACACUCGUGAGCUACGGGACCGGAGAGACCGAGCCCGAGGACGAGGACGAGGAGGAAGACUACGAGGAAGCCGAGGACGACCGGGCCAUCGAGCUCACCUUGCUGGCCACCAGCGAGUCGGAGCUCAGCGAGGACUUCUCGACGAACGCUCCGGGCCGAGGCGACGCUCCGGGGCACGACUGGGACGCCGCGCUGCUGGAGGUGGAGAGGAAGGUGGACGCCCAGGGAGACAUGGAGCAGCUGCCCGGGACGAAGGGCAAGGGGGCGCUGAUGUUCGCCCGCCGCCGGCAGAGGGUGGACGAGAUCGCGGCCGAACACGAGGAGAUGAGGCGGAAGGGGAUCCCCGUCGAGGGGUUGCCCGCGGAGGCCCAGGACGCCACGGUCCCGAAGUCCCCCCAGGUUGAGGAGCACUCCUACACAAAGGCCUCUGUUCCCCAGCCCAAUCAGACCUUCCAGCACCAACAGUACCAAGACCACCAGCAGCAACAGUACGUCCCGACCCAACAAUACCCUCAGGAGAUGAACGGCACGGCCCACCUCCACGCUAACGACUCGCCGAGGUCCCUUGUCCCCAACAGAACCGCUAAACCGUUCGCGGGAGUCCAGAACCGAGUGCCCGCGCCCUUCUCCCCCUCCCGAAGUGUCACCAGCCAGCCAUUGCCGAGCUACACUGAGAAGUUCCGGGUGGUCCCGCCCCCUGUCCCCGUGAACACACGCCCCCAGGUCUGGUCACCAACGGGGGAGCUGAUCGCCUCUCGAGACGAGCGCAUCUCCGUGCCGGCCAUUAAGAUACUGCCGGACACCAGAAAACGAGGUGCAGCCAAGUCCACCUUACAUACCAAAGUGUCACCAGAUCCACUGUUCUCUAUGAGGGGAGACAAGAGGGCCGGCUUUGAGUCGGGCCCAGAAGAAGACUACCUAAGCCUUGGAGCUGAGGCUUGCAACUUCAUGCAAACCCCGACCGUCAGGUCCAAGGACCCUCCACCGGUCGCUCCGAAGCCAAGCAUCAAUCCAGCUUCUCCACCAUGGGCCAGCGGGAACACCACCCAAUCCCCCUCGCACCAACCGCAAACUCAAAGCCCCCUACUUGGUCCUGUUCCUACGGCAAAGCCAACUCAGCCCCAGUCUCCAAGGCAACAUGCAUCAGUAACCCCCUGGACUCCACGUCAGGCACAGUCUCAGCCACCUAUGAACACUUGGACCCCACCCCAAUCUCAGGCCCAUCCUCAGCCACCUAAGAAUGCUUGGACCCCACCCCAGCCUCAGGCACAUCCUCAGCCGCCUAUAACCUCUUGGACCCCGCAGCCUCAGCAUGCGCCCGUGAGUACCGCAGCCACGACUCAAACCCACGCACCCCUUCAUCAGCCAACGAAGUCGUGGAAUCAGCCGCAAGUCCCCGCUCGGUCCGCGGUCUCUCGACCAAUGAACUCCUACCCGCACGCAACCAAGACACCGCCCGCCGUCCGCGAUGGCUCCGCAGCCGAAGGCCUCGAGAGGUCGGCCAUGAGGGGGAGAGGCGCCGAGCUCUUCGCGCGGAGGCAGGCCCGCAUGGAGAAGUUCGUGGUGGACGCCGAGACGGUGCAGGCUAACAAGGUCAAACCCUCAUCUCCAACGCCCUCUUUGCCCGGUUCCUGGAAAUUCUCCUCGAAUGUCCGCGCUCCCCCUCCCCUCUCGUACAACCCCAUUCUGUCCCCCUUCUACCCCCUCGCGGCUAUUAAGCAGCCCCCUCCCACCAGCCCCAAGGCAAAGGCCAAGAGUGCGGCCAAAACCCAGCCACCCCCAAAACACCUCAAUGCUGUGGAUGUGAUGAAGCACCUGCCCUACCAGCUAAACCCCUCCCUCUUUACCUACGAGGCAGGCCCAGAAGUGAAAAGCGCUUCUCCCAAACCUGCCCCGACCCCUGAUUCUAGCUUCACCUACAGCCCUUCCCCUGUCCCCACCCCUUCCCCUGUCCCUGCCCCCACGCUCGCCCGUGGGGUUUCCAAAGUCCAGCCUCCAGGACCGGCUCUGGGCAGGAGCUGCUCCCUGUCUCUGCCCCGGCGGCUGCCGUCCAUGAGCUCGCGGUCGGACUACGGGUCCCCGGUGACCACGCCCGUGUUCCAGCCGUCGUGGGGGCCCCUGGAGAGGCAGGCGUCCUGGCUGGAGACGGGCCCCAAGCCCCCCAGCCCCUGGGAGGCCGCGUGCCGGAGCCCGCUGGGCCUGGUGGACGAGGCCUUCGCCCGCCGCGGCGUCCAGGAGACGGUGGCCUCCGGGGUGAGGGCCGCUGCCCAGCGCAGGUCCCUCCCGGAGCCCCCCGCCGAGUGGAGGGCCAGGGUGGCCCACGAGGCCCGUCCCGAAGGAGCCCCGCCCUUCGGCUCCCCCACCAGGAGCACCCCUGCUCAGUAUGGCCCCCCCUUCUCCUCCCAGACCAGGGCCACGCCCGCUCACUGUGGUCCCCCCUUCAGACAGUACCAGCCUCAGAGGUCUGUGACUGGCUACGCGGGUCCUGGCUGUGAUUACAGGAGACCCCUGAGUCAGCCUGGCUACAGGCCCAUGUACAAUGCAGCCUGGAGACGGUAACCAAGCACAGCGAUCACGUCUUAAUGCCUAAAAAUAGCAGGAUACGCUUUUUUCGGUUUGUUUGUUCGUUUGUUUUUGGCGUACCGGUAGAUUGAGGCUCCAUAAAUUUCAAAAAUGGGUGGAGCUAUCAUGUGAAAGCAGAAGAAUCGCUUAUUGCAGCCAAUGACUGUGCUUUGUUGUGGCGAGAACAGUUGUCUGAUUGGUUCAUGUGAAUUGGUGAUUGACAGCACAGGGUAGCUCCGCCCACUUUUGAAGCCUCAUGAACCAGUAGUCUCACAAUAUUAGUAGCUAGGACGUUUUUUAAGGUUGGUUAGAAAGUGUUUGCCACUAUAAUAAAAGGGCUGAGGUUAAAUAUCAGUUUGAUGAUUUAUGAGCCUUUAUUAUUCAUCAUCCACAAAUCAAAAGUGAAAGAAAACCUGAACCGCAGAGAUGUAGAAGGGUCGGACAGUGUCUGUUCUGAAGAGAUAAAGUGUUUCGGUUCUCUUCGCUUUCUAAGAUUUCAUUGGCACAGUUGUAGGUGAGGAAACCUUGAGCAGCUCCUUAAGCUCGGAGGUAACUUCAGGUCAAUCCCAGUUUUUUUUAAGGAGGUAGUUAUACUGGAACCUAAAGUGUUUCAAACUAGGAACAGAGCGCCUUUCCCUGGUUUUGGAGCAAUGGUUUUAAGGAGGUUUUGUGUUUAUUCAAUUAGAAUACAAUUUCUUCCAUUCCUAUAGCUGCCAAACAUACAAGCUUUUGCAAGAAAAAAAGAAAAAAAAUUUUUUACUCACAGUUGAAUGCAAAAGGUUUUGUGAUUGGUCUGAACAAAAGCCAGAUUCCAGACUUGGCUGGCACUAACCUUGGUACAAAUCACAUCACAUUUGAUCAUAGAUUAGUUAAUUUUUCGUUCUUACAGUUUUCUGUUCUUCAAAGUCCGAGUCACUUUGUGUCAUAUGAAUCAAGAACAUCAAAUGUUUCUUUGGUGAAGGAUUUGGAAAAUAAACCAAAUCACCAACUUUUAUCCAAUUAAAAAUUAUUUGUGGGUUGUGGCUGUGUAUUAGUUUUAUGGAAACAUUUAGGCAGUGUUGUUAUACACAUCCACAGUGGAGGAAAGUUGAAUGAAAUGAGGCAACACAGACAACUAGGCUGUCUAGACGAUCAUAAAUAUAUCAUGUGAGCUUUUGAAUACUGCGCAAUGUCAUUUACAGCUCUGAGUGAAAGGUACAUUGACUGUUAUGGGAGUUAGCGAUGGAAAAUAAACAACUCUAUUAAAGUCGGGCAGAGAGAAGGUACAUAAAGAAUGUUCUAGAUGCGGUGACAGAGAUGUGACGCAGAGCUGAGAUGUAUUCGUUUUUUUUUUUUUAAAAAAGGUUGCUUUGAGUAGGAAGUCAGUUCAGCUGAGAAUGAAUAUCAUUUUUUGGGAGGCUUAUAUGUGCAAUCAAAGGAAGAGGUAAAUAUUCCACCAUUUUGGUUUGUGCUUCAUUUUCACUGAAGUGUAGUGUAAGUUUUUUUUUUUUUUUGCUGAUUACAUAACAUAUUUUUUUAUAAUCUCACAGAAUUCCAGAAUUGUUCAUUCCAAGUUGUUAAUGCAAGUUUUCUACAAUAAAUAAUAGUUGCUUGAUAUUGUUAUUCGCAGGGAAGUUGCAGUUAUCUCUGUAGCAACACCCUAGAGACGUCCCUGUCUAACAUCAUUGUGAGCUUUCACAGUCUGUGACAAUCUGAAAAAAUGUACUUUGCAGAGUUACAAGGGAGGCUUUCCUACAAUCCACAUGGCUUAACAUGUCAGAAUUCAUAAUAUCAGACAGAGUGGAUGCUAGACAUUGUUUUCGACAUGGUGGCAUCAGACCAGAAACAUACAAAACUGAAAAGUUAUAUUUGUCACUGUAGAAAUAACAAGACAGAAUUGCUGUAGAAUAACGAUGCAACAAUAAUAAUAUUGUGCGAGAAAAAUGUCUCCUAAAAUCAAACAAAAGUAGCUUUAGAAAGUACAUUCCACUGUAUCGAGGUCACUUAUUCAAUACCAGUCCUGAGACAGUUUUUUACAGAAUGAAAUAAAAUAUAUUUACUACAGUCUGACUGAGGGUGCUCCUGCACUUCGUUUUUAAUCUCUGUGAACUUUACUAUCUUUUUGUCAGUAUUCACGAGCAGGUUUAUACAGUGCGACAGAGGUCCUGUACAGUGAGGAAAUGGGGGACAGGAGUGGGAGAGUCAUUAACCACUGUGUCUGUAAGAUUGAAUUAAGGCAUGUAAUAUUUCCUGGGUCGUAACAUGGCUUGAAAUGUGUGAUAGAUAGAUAAAUGUAUAAUUCAACACAGGUGGUUGGCUGUUACAUAAGACAUUAAAUAAAGAGAGAUUAAAUGAAUUAAUAAACAGGUUAAAAUAGUUUAAAUAAAUAUAUAUAGUUAUAUUUUUGCCAGAUGACUUUAUUCUGUGCCUCUCCAUGCUGUUUCACACAGCCUGGUAGAUUGACAGAGAGAUUUUGUAAUUCCAUUUACUAAUUACCAACAAGACUUACUUUGCCUGACAAGUGUCACGUGACUGUUACACUAACACCUAGUCAUAUUAACCAUAUUAUGUUAUUUUUGAAUGUACAGUGUGUUCUUGUUGCAUUGCAGAAGGAAAUGGAUUUCCUUUUGUUCUAAUUGAAACAAAAAUUCUUGAAGAUGUAUUGAAGCAUAUUCACUUGGAAAAUGGCAUACACAAAGCAUGUACGUUUUCCAUGUUUAUUGGAUUUUAUUGAACAAAUGUUUUGCAUCAUCUUCUUGUGGCUUGCAUUAUGAUUACAUUAUGUUUGCCUGAUAAUUCUUGGUUGUUCUGUGUUUCAACAAAAACAGAGAUCUGUUCGCGCAGAGCUUUAAUUUCCCUUUAUAUUGAAAAUUCACGCCAAUUAUAAAACACAUUUUUAAUCCACUUUUGUUUUAAUAUGCGGAAAAUGGUAUAAUCACAUUUUUAAAAAAUAACAGUUUCAAAGUACAUUGUCUUCGUGAUUUUUUGUGAAAUGCUCUGUUUUAUGCCAUCCAAUGUCCUGAUGUGAAUUGUCACUGCUCUGGAGCACUGCAGUUUGAAUUUUUUUAUUUAUAUUUUUGUUGCUAGGAUAUCUUGGUUUCAAACCAAAGCUUUAUUUAAAAUCAGGUUUUGGUGGUGUGUUUCAUGUGGCCUUGCAAGGUCUUCUUGUGAAAGCAUGUGACGUGCGCUAAUUGAAUAUUAAGUUGCAUUUUGACUGUAUUUUAUGAAAGAAAUGGACAAAAAUGUGAAGUUAAAAUAAUUGUCAUUAAACACUUUUUCAGCAUCUGCACAGUUAA